CCCUCAGGCUGCAGCCUCGGUAGUGGCCGUGGGCUCCCCGAGAGGCUCCCCAAAUGCGUGGAGUGGGGGCAGCGCGGGCGCACCGGGGCUGGGGGCGGAGGCGGGGGCGGAGGCGCCGGGCUUCCGACUUCCUGAAGGUAUAGAGAGGAGCACCCGCAGUCAGCACCCGAGAUCGGGCCAGCUCCGCUGCCCUCCUACCUGCCCAGGCGGCAGUUGCGGUUCAGUGGCAUCAAGUUUGCAUCUACCCGACUGACUGACUCGACGCACCGAGUGACGGCCGCACGUGUCCCGCGCAGGUCAUGAAGGUCCAGUUUGCCCCCAUAAACAUCCCCUUGGAGAGGAGGCUGCAGACCGCUGCCGUGCUCCAGUGGGUCUUCUCGUUCCUUCUACUGGGGCAGCUGUGUUGUGGACUUUUUGUGAUACUGCUUUAUAAAAACUACUGGUUCCUCUAUGUCCCCUAUUUGGCGUGGCUCUACUUUGACUGGAAAACCCCAGACUCAGGAGGCAGGAGGUUUGACUGGGUCAGAAAUUGGACUGUUUGGAAGUACUUUAGGGAAUAUUUUCCAAUGCAGCUCAUCAAAACAGUGGAUUUGGAUCCAAGUCACAACUAUAUAUUUGGAUUUCAUCCCCAUGGAGUGCUUGUUGCUGGGGCAUUUGGAAACUUUUGUACAAACCAUUCGAAUUUCAAGGAACUGUUUCCAGGCUUUACUGCAUAUCUUCACACCCUUCCCUAUUGGUUUCGAUGUCCUUUCUUCAGAGAGUACCUCAUGAGCAGUGGAGCAGUCUCGGUUUCCAAACAAUGUGUAUCUCAUGUGCUAAGCAAGGAGGAAGGUGGAAACAUUUCAGUCAUUGUGCUUGGGGGAGCAGAAGAGUCACUGGUUGCACAUCCUGGAAGUUUUACUCUGUUUAUCAGCCAAAGAAAGGGGUUUAUUAAAAUGGCUUUGACACAUGGGGCUUAUUUGGUUCCUGUGUUUUCUUUUGGUGAGAAUGAAUUGUUUAAACAAGUCAACAAUCCUGAAGGGUCAUGGCUCAGAACUGUCCAGGAGAAACUGUAUCAGAAAGUGGGCUUUACUUUGCCAUUAUUUCAUGCCAGAGGAGUUUUUCAGUACAGUUUUGGCCUGAUGCCCUACAGAAAACCUAUUUUCACUGUUGAUGGAGAAGCUGAGGCCCAAGGAGGUGAUGAUUUGUCUCACCAGUUAAUGGAAGAGUUUCGACUAGAAUUGGGCCACCCUAUCCCUGUCCGACAGAAUCCGCACCCGACAUCAGAACAGAUUGAUGAAUUGCAUCAGACCUACCUGGAGGAACUAAGAAAAUUAUUUGAGAAGCACAAAAGAAAGUAUGGGAUCUCAGAACAGGAAACUCUCAUUUUUAAAUAAACAUGACUGUAUAAUGUAUCAAGGAUGCCACAAGAACUUUCUGGCGUUGAAAGAACCAUCUCUGAAUCCAUAACAACUAGUAUCUGUUGAA
This is a messenger RNA of Phascolarctos cinereus (koala), 1467 nucleotides long. RefSeq names its product monoacylglycerol O-acyltransferase 1 (gene MOGAT1). Gene Ontology annotation, cellular component: endoplasmic reticulum membrane. The record is from RefSeq and is a predicted model, not a curated record. Gene Ontology annotation, biological process: triglyceride biosynthetic process; diacylglycerol biosynthetic process. Gene Ontology annotation, molecular function: diacylglycerol O-acyltransferase activity. Lineage: Eukaryota; Metazoa; Chordata; Mammalia; Diprotodontia; Phascolarctidae.